Messenger RNA from Papilio polytes (common Mormon), 4391 nucleotides. Its product is annotated as adhesive plaque matrix protein. Gene Ontology annotation, cellular component: cytoskeleton. Bases 127 to 4128 code for a protein of 1333 amino acids. The record is from RefSeq and is a predicted model, not a curated record. NCBI's taxonomy places the organism in Eukaryota, Metazoa, Arthropoda, Insecta, Lepidoptera, Papilionidae. The transcript has 9 exons.
UAAAUCACAAGACUCAAAAAACAGAAAACGUAUUUCGUAACUUGUUAAAGAAUUUAUAUUUUCAUACAGCUGAUUUUACAGUUUACAUUUCGUUAAUAAGGAUACCUAGUUAUUUAGAUAUAUAAAAUGUCCGUCCGACAAAUACCAUCUUUACGGUCGGCGAAGGUAAUCAAAUCGGCGAUGAGUCAAACUAGAUCGAGUUUGGGAAUUCGACGUACGAACAUACCUACAACAACAACGUUGUCUAAGAACUACUUCUCUUGUUCAUCGAUGGGUGUGCGCCAGAACCCGUGGACCCCAACCAAGCGCCGAGGACCCAUCGCCGCAGAGGCAGCCAGCCCGGGUCCGGCUGUCGUAUCCCUGCCCUCACUUAUAGGUAAACCACCUCCGGAGUCCCGCAAGCCAAGAGCACCGGCUUUUACUUUCGGACACAAGUUGGAUCUCACGCUCACAGGACAGGCUGGUCCAGGACCUGCCUCCUACAAUACUGAAGGAAUGACAGCUAAAGGUCGUGCGUCGGUGCCCGCGGCGUCGCUGCACGGGCGGUGGCCGGCGCCGCGCGUGACCCCCACGCCAGCCCCUUGCGACUACGAGCCCAGUAAAGCCACUCGUCACGCGCCUGCAUUCUCUAUCGGUCUUCGAGUCAGUAUGCCGCAGCCUGGUAGCCAGACCCCAGCACCUAACAUCUAUUCCAUGCCUCCGGUUCUCGGGGAAGCGAAAGAGGGCAGUAAACGCGCAGCGCCCGCAUUCAGCAUAACCGGUCGAGGCAAAACUAUCGAGAGCAAAACGCCCAUGCCUGGUCCGGGUACAUACACUACUGAAAAGGCAGCAGCAGUGCUUACAAAGAGACCACCCGCAUACACCAUGGCCCCAAGAAGAGAGGUCAAACAACCUUCUGCUUCAGUGCCUGGUCCCGAUGUUUACUGUCCUGAAAAGGCCGAUGUAAUUCUUCGUGGAAAAUCUCCAAAAUAUAGCCUCUCUGGUAAAUUGAAAGUUGAAAAAAUAGAACAUUUACCGGCACCAAAUGCCUAUAACCCUGAAAAGGCCGAUAGGGUAUUGAGGGAAAAAUCGCCCGCUUACUCGUUCCGAACAAAAACUGAAAUCGUUAAAAUACAUGAUGCCCCUGCGCCAAAUGUAUAUUCACCUGAAAAGUCACUUAAUAUCCUUAAAAGUGGCCCCAAAUAUACAUUAGCUGGUAAAGGAGCAGUAGAAAAGCAUGAAGUAACACCAGCGCCAAACUCGUAUAAUCCACAGAAGGCUGAUAAAAUUUUGCACGAAAGUUCACCAGCAUACAGCAUGCGCACAAAGGAAAUUGUGGAAAAAAUUGUUCAAACUCCAGCUCCUAACGUUUAUGCUCCGGAAAAUUCAAUGCAUAUGCUUAACGGUGGACCAAAAUUUAGUAUCUCUGGUAAAAAUGGGUGCGUUAAAAUUAGUGAAACCCCUGCUCCUAAUAGUUAUAGCCCUCAAAAAGCUGACAAAGUUCUACAUGAAUCGUCUCCAUCGUAUAGUUUCAGAAUUAAGGAACAAAAUGUUGUAAGAAGCGAUUCCCCAGCGCCCAAUGCAUAUGCGCCAGAGAAUUGUAUUAAUAUUUUAGAUGCCGCACCUAAAUAUACAAUGAGUGGAAAAGGACCAUCAAGUAAAAUUGAGGACCUACCAGGACCCAAUGCAUAUUGUCCAGAUAAAGCUGACAAGCUUUUGCAUGAAUCAUCUCCGUCAUAUUCAUUUCGCACAAAAGAACACUUAAAGAAAAUUGAGAAUACGCCAGCACCUAAUGCUUAUUCUCCAGAAAAAUCCAUAAAUAUUUUGGAUAGCUCACCUAAGUUUACUAUUAGUGGGAAAGGAGUAACACCAAAACAAGACAACAUUCCUGCUCCAAACACUUAUAGCUUAGACAAAGUCGAUAAACUCUUAUAUGAUUCCGCACCUUCAUAUAGUUUUAGACCGAAAUCCUGUUUAGAAAAACCUAGUGAUACACCAGCCCCUAAUAUGUAUGAUCCUCAAUUACUAAAUGGAACACCUAAGUUUAGUCUUUAUGGGAAAGGCACUGAUGCUAAGCCAUUUGAUACUCCAGGACCAAAUGCAUAUGACCCCCAUUUACCAGACGGAACUCCAAGAUAUACUAUGGCAGGAAGAAUUGUUCAAGAAAAAUCUUCUGAUGUUCCAGCACCUAAUGCUUAUAGCCCACAUUUGCCUGAACAAUCUCCGAAAUAUACUUUUACUGGUCGUCCAGCAGACGGAAAGCCAUUAGAUACUCCUGGUCCAACUAGUUACAAUCCACAUAUUCCCAAUAAUUCUCUUAAAUUCACUAUGUCUGGCAAGGGAUCAGAAGCAAAACCCUCUGAUACUCCUGGACCUAACACUUAUGACCCAAAUCUACCAUCCGGUACUCCCAAAUUUACGAUUUCGGGUAAAGGACAGCCAAACAAAGUAGUAGACACUCCUGGCCCCAAUGCUUACUCUCCAGAAAAAGGAACCAAUGCAAUUUCGGAAAGUUCUCCCUCUUACACAUUUAGAAGUAAACAUCCCCUUCCUAAGUCCGUGGAUACGCCAGCACCGAAUUCCUACGAUCCAAGUAAAUAUAUUCAUUUGGUAGAUGGUGUACCUAAAUAUUCAUUUGGGGUGAAAGGUCCAACAGAAAAACCGUCUUCUAAUCCCGCGCCUAAUGCAUAUAAUCCUGAAAAAGCUGAUAAAGUACUUCAUGAACAUUCACCUGCCUAUACAUUCCGUCCGAAGAUUGAAAACAAGAAGAUCAGUGAUACUCCGGCCCCUAAUGUGUAUAACCCCGAUAAAGCAGAUAAAAUUCUAUUGGAUAACGCUCCACGUUAUUCAUUCAGAAUUAAGACAAAUCCACCUAAGGCAGAUAACAUCCCAGCUCCAAAUUCGUACAAUCCUGAUAAGGCAGAUAAAGUGAUGAUGCCUAAUGGGCCACAAUAUACUUUUAGGAUUAAAUCAGAUACUAUUAAAGUUCAGGAUACACCCGCUCCCAAUUCUUACAAUAUUCCAACAACCGUCCAAACUCCACUUUACACAAUAUCUGGUCGACACAAGGAACCUAUAGAUGAACGUUUGAAGGUCCCAUCUCCUGGCACGUACAAUCCAGAGAAGAGUUAUAAAUUUGUGUUAACAUAUUCGCCUCAAUAUACUUUUGGAGUCAAGAUUCAAACAGAUAAAUAUGCUGAUUCGCCUGCGCCCAAUACGUACAGAAUACCAUCUGUAUUGGAUACUCCGGUAUAUACGCUUUCAGGACGUCAUAAAAUUCCCGUAGACGACCGCGCUCGUGUCCCCGCGCCUGGCACCUACUCCCCCGAAAAGGUCCAGUUAAGUAAAACACCUCAGAUAACGUUCGGAAUUAAGCAUUCUCCUCGCUUAGGUCAACUUAGGCCGAUUACUCCGCAACAACAAACAGAAAAUGACACAGCUAGAAAUGUAUCGAACGAGGAAGUGCGUGUAACGCGAACUCAAAUCGUUUCGACGCCGAGAUCAAAUACCGGAAGUCCUCGGUACGAAACCCAAAACACAAACGAAAAUAUAUCGAACAAUAAAAUAUCGCAAAACUAUGUCGACGACUCGAACGAAUCAAGUAUAAAUGUUUAUGAUACUCGUACUCACGUAACUCACAUAAGAUCGCCCAGUGAAGCCAGGAGUACGACUGCGACACCAGAACCUGUCCAAGAAACACUCACUCAAGAGAUUGUGUGGGUACCAGAAAAACCUAUUCGCCGUGGUUCCUAUACCAUAGAUACGUCUGAUGGCAAUGGAACCUUUGAAAGGUAUAAUAGAAAUGAAGUCGUUCCCGUCGAAGGUGGAGUUGUACAUCUGCAUGAAAGUGGCGAGAGAGGAGGAUCAAACACCAGUCAACAUUACCAAGAUCUGGUAGAAAGGGAAGGAUAUAAGCAAGUUACUGAUAAAAGUGUCAGUAAUACUAAUGCUUUUGAAAAGAAGCAAUCGGGUUCCCAAGAAGUUCGUACAAACACAGAUGUACAACACUUACCUAACGGAGGAACGUCAACGACCACAACUACAACGACAGUCAAAAAAAUCGGCACCGCCGCUAAAGCCGCCAGCUCAACAACUAAUGUCACACGCACUAAGGUCGCUGUCACAUCCCGUGAUGUCGGUGCGAAGUAAGAAGUAACUGACUAAUUUAAUUUCCCAUACAUCAUAAAAAUACAGGGCUUAAUGCAAUUGCUUAUAAUCUUUAAAAUCGCCUUAUAUCGAAUGCUUAUUUACGAGUUGAAUUUUUAGAUGUCUAUAAUUAUGUUAAGAAAUUCGUAGAUCGUUUUUAAUUUAUUUAAUAAAUUAUGGUUGUCAUACUAUUUCAAAAUCACUUUUACUAAUGUUAUUAAUUUGUCUAAUGUAAAAAUGUGAUUUAAUAUAUAAUAUUUUCUUUA